Drosophila gunungcola (fruit fly) is the source of this 2768-nucleotide messenger RNA. Its product is annotated as endoplasmic reticulum metallopeptidase 1-like. Gene Ontology annotation, molecular function: metalloexopeptidase activity. The record is from RefSeq and is a predicted model, not a curated record. Lineage: Eukaryota; Metazoa; Arthropoda; Insecta; Diptera; Drosophilidae. Gene Ontology annotation, biological process: proteolysis.
UUGGGCAUCAGAAAGGUUGGCUCUCUCCGGAGAAUCGUAUUGGAAAUAUGGAACUGCAGGCUGACGGCGAUAAAGCAAACUACUCGGACACUGUGCUCUACCACGUUUUGUCCAAGGAGAAGCAGUUGAGAAGGAGACUACCGUGGUACCAUGCCCCCUCCUUUCUCCUCCUGUGGGUGGUGCUGUUCUACGCCAUCGUACUUCCGCUUUUCUAUCGGCUGCCAGACCGCAUAACCAUUGCCGACGAGCCACUUAAGCCCGGGCAAUUUGUGGCCGAGAGAGCACAGAAAGUGCUCUACGAAUUCGAUCGUAUCGGACCCAAAGUGGUUGGGAGCAUAGCCAAUGAAGUGACGACCGUGGCAUUUCUCUUGAAUGAGGUGGCCAAGAUUAGGGGGGAAAUGCGCAGCGAUCUCUUUGACUUGGACUUGGAUGUCCAGCAGCCAUCGGGUUCCUAUGUGGUGGGAACCAUGACCAGCAUAUAUCAGGGCAUCCAGAAUGUGGUUGCAAGGCUGAGCACUAAAAGCUCCAAUAGCACCUCUUAUCUGCUGAUCAAUAGCCAUUUCGACUCGAAGCCAGGAAGUCCAGGAGCUGGCGAUGACGGCACCAUGGUUGUAGUAAUGUUAGAGGUUCUACGUCAAAUGGCAAUUUCCGAAGACAAAUUCGAACAUCCCAUAGUCUUUUUGUUUAAUGGAGCGGAGGAGAAUCCCCUGCAGGCUUCCCACGGCUUUAUUACCCAGCAUAAAUGGGCGGCAAACUGCAAGGCAGUCAUCAACUUGGAAGUGGGCGGCAGCGGUGGUCGAGAUAUCUUAUUUCAGAGUGGUCCAAAUAAUCCCUGGUUAGUAAAGUACUACAAACAGUAUUCGAAGCAUCCAUUUGCCUCAACAUUGGCGGAAGAGAUCUUUCAGUUUGGAAUACUGCCCUCCGAUACAGAUUUUCGCAUCUUUCGAGAUUAUGGGAAUAUUCCGGGUCUCGACAUCGCUCAAUUCAGCAAUGGAUACGUUUAUCAUACAAAGUUCGAUAGUUUUGAUGUUGUGCCAGGUCGUUCGGUUCAGAGCACAGGAGAAAAUGUCCUUUCACUGCUUCGAGCUUUUGCCAAUGCCAGUGAAUUACAUAAUACUAAGGAACAUAGUGCAGGACACGCUGUCUUUUUUGAUUUUCUGGGACUUUUCUUUGUGACUUACACGGAGAAGACUGGAGUAAUCUUAAACUAUUGCUUGGCAGUACUAAGUGUUCUUCUCGUUGGCUUUUCCCUGUGGCGAAUGGCUUGUGUGUCCGAGAUUUCCCUGGGAAGGAUAUCCAUUGUGUUUGUCGUAAUUUUGGGCCUGCAUCUUCUGGGGUGUCUUCUAUGCUUUAGUUUGCCUCUGAUAAUGGCUGCACUAUACGACAUCAGCGAUCGAACUUUGACCUAUUACAGUAACAACUGGUUGGUGAUUGGUCUCUACAUCUGUCCGGCAAUUAUUGGAAUGGUGCUGCCCUCGACACUUUAUUACAGAUUCAAGCCAAAUGAAAAGUUAAGCCACUCGAACCAGAUCUACAUCGGUUUGCACGUUCAUUGUGUGGUCCUAGCGUUCCUAACCAUUUUUAUGACAGCCAUUGGUCUUCGACUUUCCUAUAUGUGUAUGAUAUCGUUGAGUCUCUAUGUCGGCUCUCUGAUGAUUAACCUUAUAACUACCUUACAUGAUCGUGGAUACUACUGGGUAUUGACAGUGCAGCUUAUUCAGCUUUUCCAGUACUUGUACUUCUCCUAUCUUUUCUACAUAUUCCUUGUGAUUUUCUUCCCAGCGAUGGGAAGAAAUCGAGACUCUGUUAAUCCCGACAUGCUGAUAGCCCUGAUAUGCGCUUUGGGAACCUUUUUCGCCCUUGGUUUUGUGGUUCCUUUGAUCAACAUGUUCCGUUGGUCCACCAUUUUAUUGAUUGGUCUCGGUGUGGUAACCUUUAUAUUCAGCAUGAUCUCUGUUUCGGAAGUGGGAUUUCCCUAUCGUCCCAAGACCAGUGUGAUGCGUGUGAAUUUUCUACAAACCCGUCGAAUGUUCUACGAGUACGAUGGUUCUCUAAGCGUUGAUGACUCGGGGUACUAUUUUGACUAUCAGGAUAGACGAGCCCUUCGUCCACUUAAGGAUUACGCCGUAAACUUGACUGGACUUACCUCCAUAGAUACACCUUGCGAUGAGUACGUGAUGUGCGGGAUUCCAUGUUUCUGGAGUAGCUGGUGUAGGGGGCUCUCUAGUGCUGCUUGGCUGCCUCGCGGAACGGAAGUGGACAUACCCGGAACAUUGGAAUUGAGCCUCUUAAUCAUCCUCUUGGAAUCGGGAAAAUCCAAGAGGUUCGAAUUCGAACUUGCUGGCCCUCCGCACAUGGGUCUGUAUAUACGACCGCUGGAUGGAAGUAGCAGUGGAGGAUUGGUCUUUCUAAAGACAAUGCUGGACAAACCUGAAAAAUACUCGGCGCCCUAUCAAAUAUACUUCUCCUAUGGCCUGGAUAAGACCCCAUUUAAAUUUCACAUUGAUUUCGCAAAGGCUGAUGGAGAUUUAAAUGGACCCAUGUUUGAGCUGGGAGUUGUGGGGCAUUAUGUAAGCCAGGAUUUUGAGAGGGAUGCAACUACCCUACAGUUCAUAGCGGAUCUACCGGACUUUGUUUACACUAUGGAAUGGCCGGCUCUGUUUAAGCGGUAUAUCUUUUAAGACCCUUAUUCCGUUAGCUAAGUUUUGCAUUCAUUAUAUUUCGGGACAUUCCAAGUGCGGCGAUAGUGCAAUCGAUAGGAAAGAAAA